Messenger RNA from Dicrocoelium dendriticum, 216 nucleotides. The record is from the annotation of a GenBank genome assembly. Lineage: Eukaryota; Metazoa; Platyhelminthes; Trematoda; Plagiorchiida; Dicrocoeliidae.
AUGAGUUUAUUUUACUGCGCCAUUGCGAAUGAAAAGUUCCAAAGCUUGUUGUUCCGCAAUGUUGCUGACGGUCAUCUGUUUUUUUCGGAGCAGGGUGUCGGGGUCCACGCACUCAAGAGCACGGGGAUUCUUUUUGUCGCUGUGACUGAAUUGCAGGCAUCUAGGCAACAAUGUGUUCAGUUUAUCACUGACGUGAGUUUUUUUUAUAAAUCCUGA